Verruconis gallopava is the source of this 1653-nucleotide messenger RNA. RefSeq lists its product as uncharacterized. Lineage: Eukaryota; Fungi; Ascomycota; Dothideomycetes; Venturiales; Sympoventuriaceae. The record is from RefSeq and is a predicted model, not a curated record. The coding region runs from base 115 to 1629 and encodes 504 amino acids. Gene Ontology annotation, molecular function: oxidoreductase activity, acting on paired donors, with incorporation or reduction of molecular oxygen; heme binding; monooxygenase activity. The transcript has 3 exons.
CUUUUAUUAUGGCCAUAUUCAACUAGAUUUUGUGCAUCAUAUACAUUGAUUUAGAGCCUAGUAUUCACCGCCCCAUCCUAAGCUAGUUCUAUAUGGUUUCUCCAAGUGCUUCAGAUGCUAUUAGCCGUGGCGUUUGCUCUAAUUGCAUACAUCUUAUGUAUUGUCGUGUAUCGUCUUUAUCUGACUCCUGUGCGGUCUUUUCCCGGGCCGCGAUUGGCAGCGUUGACUUUCUGGUAUGAAUUUUACUAUGAUGUCUGGCUGAGGGGGAAAUAUGUUUGGAAGAUUGAAAAAUUACACCGCAAGUACGGGCCCAUUGUUCGAAUUAAUCCGGAAGAACUUCAUAUAGACGACCCGUCGUUCUAUGAUGAGGUCUAUGUUGGACCCACUAGGAAGACGAACAAAUGGCCAUGGAGUGCAAAAAUGUUCGGUACGACUAUGGCAACCGUGGGAACCGUUGAUCACGAUAUUCAUAGACAAAGGCGCACUGCGUUGAACCCAUUCUUCUCGAAAAAGUCUAUUUCUGGCAUUGAACCCAGCAUUCAAGCUCAUGUAAUCAAGCUGUACAGAAUUCUUGUCAGUUUCAAAGGCACCGGGCACAUUGUGAACCUGAGCGAUGCUUUUGCUUGUCUUUCAGCGGAUAUAAUUAGCGACUGCGCAUUUGGUGAAACAUAUGGCCUCGUUGGCUCACCGGAUUUUGCGCCAGAAUGGAGAAAAUUCAUGAUGGAUUUGAGUCUUGGAACGCAUCUUAUGAAACAAUUUGGCUGGGCGUACCAACUGCUCAUGGCAACUUUCCCCUGGGUUUUAACUCGUCUGCAUCCACUGUCUAGGAAGUUGUUCCAAUUGCGCAAGAGACUGAAAAACCAAAUCGAGAUCAUUCGCAGUUCGGUCAAGGACAACAGAGUCUCAUCUAGAACACUUUUUCACGCACUGCUGAAUGGAGACUUGCCUGAUGCAGAGAAGUCACCAAAAAGACUCACCGACGAAGCCCUUACCGUCAUUGGGGCUGGAACCAUCACAACCGCGCACACCCUAGCUUUAACUGUGUUUCACGUAUUGUCACGGCCGAUCGUUCUUCGAAAGCUGCAACAUGAGCUUCAUAAAAUCUUCACCAGUAAUACCGAAGUGACUUGGAACAUACUGUCCCAGUCGCCGUACUUUUCAGCCGUUGUCACCGAAGGUCUUCGCUUGGCCUUUGGUGUGUCUCAUCGUUUGCAAAGAGUUUCGCCCGACGCAGAUCUUGUCUAUCGGGAAUGGAUCAUUCCAGCAGGUACUCCAGUCAGCCAGACUCAAAUGUUUAUUUUGACAAGUGAGAAAAUCUUUCCCAAUCCGCAGGAGUUCAUACCCGAGAGAUGGCUACCCAUUGCGACUCUGAUGGGACUACCGUCGGCCUCGGAAGCGAAAAGGUUUUUUGUACCUUUCAGUCGUGGAACGAGAUCUUGUGUCGGCAUGAAUCUUGCAUACGCAGAGCUUUUCAUAACCAUUGGGACACUGCUCAGGCCUAUAAACGCUGGAGGGCAGUUCGAAAUGGACUUGUUCGAAACGACACAGAGAGACUUCAAAGUAGAAUAUGACUGGUUCAAUCCGUGUGCAGCACUAGACUCACGAGGCCUUCGAGUCUCAAUAAAAUAGGGUGAGUCAAAUAUGUAAUCAAGC